Myotis brandtii (Brandt's bat) is the source of this 2779-nucleotide messenger RNA. It is a transcript of the gene TRNT1, whose product is annotated as tRNA nucleotidyl transferase, CCA-adding, 1. Gene Ontology annotation, molecular function: RNA binding; nucleotidyltransferase activity. The record is from RefSeq and is a predicted model, not a curated record. The coding region runs from base 147 to 1442 and encodes 431 amino acids. The transcript has 7 exons. NCBI's taxonomy places the organism in Eukaryota, Metazoa, Chordata, Mammalia, Chiroptera, Vespertilionidae. Gene Ontology annotation, biological process: RNA processing.
GGAGACCCCUGGGACCUGCCUCCCACGGGUGCCUUCAGUUUCCCACCCGCACAGGAGACGAUCGUCUCUCGGUCGGUAAAUAAAAUGGCGGGGUGCCCCUCCGUUCCCCGCCACUUUCAAAUUCCGCGCGCGCAUGUGUGUGGCAGAUGCUGAGGUGCCUGCACCCCUGGCGGCUGAGCGGUGGCCGGGCUGGACUGCGCCUCCUGCAGCGACAUCUGUUCACAAUGAAGGUGCAGUCUCCCGAGUUCCAGUCGCUGUUCACGGAGGGGCUGAGGAGCCUCACGGAGUUAUUUGCCAAAGAAAACCACGAGCUGCGGAUAGCAGGCGGCGCCGUGCGGGACCUGCUGUCCGGCGUGAAGCCGCAGGACGUGGACUUCGCCACCACCGCCACGCCCGAGCAGAUGAAGGGGCUGUUCCAGGCGGCCGGCGUCCGCAUGAUCAACAACAAGGGGGAGAAGCACGGGACCGUCACGGCCAGGCUGCAUAACGAAAAUUUUGAGAUCACCACCCUGCGGAUUGACGUGGUCACGGACGGAAGACACGCGGAGGUGGAAUUCACGACGGACUGGCAGCAGGACGCCGAGCGCCGAGACCUCACUGUCAACUCGAUGUUCCUGGGCUUUGAUGGUACUUUAUAUGACUAUUUCAAUGGUUAUGAAGACUUAAAGAAUAAGAAAGUGAGAUUUGUUGGACAUGCUAAAAAGAGGAUACAAGAAGAUUACCUUAGAAUUUUAAGAUAUUUCAGGUUUUAUGGGAGGAUUGUAGACAAACCUGGUGACCACGACCCUGAGACUUUGGAAGCAAUUGCAGAAAAUGCCAAAGGCCUGGGCGGAAUAUCAGGAGAGAGGAUCUGGGUGGAACUGAAAAAGAUUCUGGUUGGAAAUCAUGUCAGUCAUUUGGUUCACCUCAUCUACGACCUCGGCGUGGCUCCCUACAUAGGUUUACCUGCUAAUGCAAGUUUGGAAGAAUUUGACAAAGUCAGUAGAAAUGUUGAAGGAUUUUCACCAAAGCCAAUGACUCUCUUGGCCUCGUUAUUCAAAGUGCAGGACGAUGUCACAAAAUUGGAUUUGAGGUUGAAGAUUUCAAAAGAAGAGAAAAACCUUGGCUUGUUUCUAGUUAAAUACAGGAACGACUUAACUAAAGCAACGGAUAGUUCCGACCCACUGAAACCCUACCAGGACUUCAUUAUAGACUCCAGGGAGCCCGACGCCGCCGCCCGCGUCUGGGAGCUGCUGAAGUACCAGGGCCAGCCCGGCCUCCUGCGGGACCUGCAGCAGUGGUCCGUGCCCUCCUUCCCCGUCAGUGGCCACGACAUCAGGAAGGCGGGCAUCUCCUCCGGGAAGGAAAUCGGGGCGCUGCUGCAGCAGCUGCGGGACCAGUGGAAGAAGAGUGGUUACCAGAUGGAGAAGGACGAGCUGCUGAGUCACAUAAAGAAGAGCUGAGUCCGUGGGAGCCGCCACCAGCAGGACAUCUCAGUAAGCCGCUCGCGCCUCGGCCCCAGGAGGCUUGAGAGACUCGAGGAGCAGCUGAAGGCGGCCGAGGGUCUUCAUAGAAUAAAGCCUUUUACACUCUGCGAGUUGCGUACUUCAGACACGAGGUGAAGGCUGCCUCCCCUCGGGAGCACGGUACGUGCCACUCUGCACAUGGCCUCCCAGCAGUCACAGGCGUGUCCGCUGCUGUCUCACAGCCCUGAACUGGCACCCUCCUGGCACAGUUCCCACUGAGAGAGGCUAGUUGCCUUGCCCAUCUUAACCUGUGUAGGCUUUAGCUAUACCCUGAGUAGCCACUCAGAGCAUCUUUGUACUGGCAAUAGCCAUGUUUCUGUAAAAGCCCGGCUAAAAGGUGUGGAAACCUUUGGUGUAACGGGGCUUCUUCGGGAGGGAGCCCAGACCAGGUCUGUGGGUGCAGGUGUUGGGAAGCACUCGCUGACACACUCAGGACCCACCGAGCGGCGUCCCUGCACCCCAGGGAAGGUGUGCAGGCUUAGCGGUUUCAGGUCUGGGUUCCUCAUGAAUAACACACUUUAAAGUAGGAUAUGCGAGUGUUUAAUUAGAGUUUUAUUUGCAAGUGUCAGUGAGCAAUAUGGAACAUUCUGAGAUGACACCUUCAGGGGCAAAUGUCACAGCGGUGUCCCGCCCUCACUGGUUUAGUCUCAGCACGGUGUGCAGAGCGACGGGCAGACACCGGUCCUGGCAGUCAUCGGGGCCACAGGAAAGGGUGGGGACGACAGUGUGGAGUUUGGAACGAGGUGGCACGUGCAGGGUGGUCGCUGGCGUUUGUGGGCGAGGCAGUCCACACGGGUGCACGUUUGGUAAAAGACAGUCGGUUUUGGCCUCACGUUUUACCCCUUAGUUGAACUUUCCCCAAUGAAUUAGGUGAAGCAGCAAAGGACUAGCAAGACCACCACAGUUCACACCAAUGGGAAGACGCCCAGUGAACCCCCAGUGUACAAGCAAAGAGGUAGGUGGCGAACCAGCGUAGCGAGACCUUCGUCUCCAAGUUACUUCUUACACCUACGCCAUCUGCUCGCGUAGGCGCUUCACAUCACUUAACAGAGAACGUGUUUUAGUUUUGCUCUUAAAAUUUACUUAGAGGUUUUUUCCAAUUGACCCUGAACAAAACAGCCUAAGAAGACAGCGUCUGGCCUCCCGGAGGGGACGCACUUGAGCAUCUGCUCCUUAGUGGUCUAGGUCCCGAUUGCACUUGGAACAGAACCAGCGGUGUCACAGUUCAGACACUGAGCAAAUGCACACAAUACUGGGUUUUUACUAACAAACAC